Molecule: messenger RNA, 1110 nt
Organism: Micromonas commoda
Lineage: Eukaryota; Viridiplantae; Chlorophyta; Mamiellophyceae; Mamiellales; Mamiellaceae
Exons: 2
Coding region: 1-1110 (369 amino acids)
Biological process (GO): methylation
Molecular function (GO): S-adenosylmethionine-dependent methyltransferase activity
Source: RefSeq, a predicted model, not a curated record
AUGCAGACGCGCGUUUCCGUCCCUCGGGCCCCGGCCGUCAUCUCGCGCGUCGGAGCCCAACACGAAAGGAUCCUCCGGCAACAGGCCGCCCGAACCGUCAAAAGCGCGUCCGCCUCGCCAGCCGCUUCUUCGAUAACAACGAAGAGGGGCACCGUGGUUUGCCGCGCGUCCUCCUCCUCCCCGGGCCCGAUACGCUCGCUGUUCAACCUCGAGGACAUCGCGAAGCCCUUCAUCUCCGCCAAGGACACCCUGAACGAGGGCAUCGCGUCCUUCUACGACGAAUCCUCCGGGCUGUGGGAAGACGUGUGGGGCGAGCACAUGCACCACGGGUACUACCCCGGCGGCGCACCCCGCGACGACCACGUCCAGGCGCAGGUGGACAUGAUCGAGCGCUCGCUGGAGUGGGCCGGGCUGGAUGCGACGACAGCGGAGGACGGCGUCGAUCGAAUCCUCGACGUGGGUUGCGGCAUCGGCGGAUCGUCGAGGCACAUGGCGCGCAUGUGGCCGGGGUGCGUCACGCGCGGGAUCACGCUCUCGCCGGUCCAGGCCAAACGCGCCAACGAGCUCGCCGCUGAGCAGGGUCUCGGGGAUCGGUCCACGUUUCAAGUCGCGGAUGCGUUGAAUCAGCCCUUCGACGACUCCAGCUUCGACCUGGUGUGGUCCAUGGAGAGCGGCGAGCACAUGCCGGACAAGGGCAAGUUCGUCAACGAGCUCGCGCGGGUGUGCGCGCCGGGCGGGCGCAUCCUCAUCGUCACCUGGUGCCACCGCAUCCUGCGCGAGGGCGAGAAGACCCUACCCGACGAUGAGCUCCAGCUCCUCGACAGGAUCUGCGAGGGUUACUACCUUCCCCGCUGGUGCUCCGUGGCGGAAUACGCCAGGCUGUGCGCGGACGAGGGUCUGGUGGACGUGAGAACCGCGGACUGGAGCGAGCAGGUGUCGCCGUUCUGGCGAGCCGUCAUUCGCACGGCGCUGACGUGGCGGGGAUUCGUCGGGUUACUUCGCGCCGGACCCGCGACGGUCAGGGGGGGUUUGGUCAUGCCCUUGAUGCACCAGGGCCUUCGGCGCGGGACCAUACGGUUCAACCUGAUCACCGCGACCAAGCCGCGGUGA